CUUAAGCACGCUUUUUUUCAGUUCUUCCAAACCAAGAGAAUCCUUCCAAUCUGGAUCUGCGAUGCGACGCCGCCAAGCUGCAUCGCCACAAAAGCCACCAACGGACCAGACCGAAGCUAGUUUCGAUCCAGAAUCAUCGCCCAGGACAAACAACAUCAUGGUGAAAAGCAGUGCCCAGUCGAGCCAAAAAAUGGCCGUAGCUACGGAAUUCGAGGUCGAAUCUGGUUCAGCCAGAGAUUACCCGAAAUCCUUCUCHUUUUUUCCGCGAAACUACACCGGACGCAGGAAGCUUGCGAUUGCGGUGUGUUGUUUCUUCGCAGUGCUAUUGGUAGUGGUGAAAAACUCGAAAGGUGAGRCAAAACGAAACUGAGAAACGAGGAUUAGUAUCCGUUUUCGAUGCGUUUUUUCUGUUCUGCCUAGGGGGGACUUUGAGAGUUGUUUGAUGAUUAGCGUUAAAGUUAAACC
Molecule: messenger RNA, 465 nt
Organism: Pseudo-nitzschia multistriata
Lineage: Eukaryota; Bacillariophyta; Bacillariophyceae; Bacillariales; Bacillariaceae
Source: the annotation of a GenBank genome assembly